Molecule: messenger RNA, 1197 nt
Organism: Serendipita indica DSM 11827
Lineage: Eukaryota; Fungi; Basidiomycota; Agaricomycetes; Sebacinales; Serendipitaceae
Source: the annotation of a GenBank genome assembly
AUGUCUAUUGUUCAGCACACGCAUACCCAGCAGGCGUCGUAUACAAUGUUCUUCAAGCAGCCGCCGUACCCAACCCCUAAAUCGUCUCAGGCGCCAACUCCAGUGAAGCGAAAGUCAUUUUUUGGUGGAAUAAAAACGACACAAACGUCCCAUACUGUCACAUUCUCCACGCCACCGUCACGCCACGCAUAUUCGACACAUCAGCCGUCGCGUCAGCACCAGCAACGUUAUUAUCAGCCUCCCCGAUCUUUUGACAUCACUAGUCCCUCUGGAAAGAAACAACGUAUGAUUUUCGUCGAGCGGGUAUCCCAUGUCACCGCUCAGGUCGAAUAUGGCCUUGUCCCCGCUGACGCCAAAUUACGACGGUAUGACGAACAGGGAAAUCUGGUUGGAAAUGAGGGAAUGGAGCUCCUCAGCCCAAAAGUGUGCGAGGAUACAGUUCGCGGUACCUUUUUCUUCGCGGAGCGGCGGGGUGCUCUGCCCUCACCCAAGAAUCGUGCGUUGAAGAAAGAGGAGAGCCAGGAAAGUGGUAAAGGUGCCCCAUCUAUCAAUGGUCAAGACGUAGAAACGAUCCAGGCGGAACAGGAGCUUGAGCCGCAGGAGAUUCCGACAAUCCUGGAGCAACUCGUCGAGCUUCGGGUCCUUCGCAUUAUCCCCUCAAUUCGUUGUCGCAGCCGAGAGCACGCAGGUGCCUGCCUCGUCCGUAUUCUGCUUCCCGACAGCGAGGUACUGGUCUCACCAAUGGUUCUUGACGGUGUCGCUAACCUGCGUAGAUCGGACAUUCUUGUUCAAGCCCUCGCCACCCGUCGGCGAGAUACCGUCUUAGCACACCAGAAGCUCACCAAAAUCAAACAGGUAUGCACCGCAUGUCGCGCAAUUCCGGGACGUCGCGGCGUGUUCUACUGCAGUGAAGCAUGUCUUGCAGCCGCAUGGCCUCAGCAUCGCAUCGAGUGUGGCAAAUCCAAAGACCAGCUCCAGCAGAUUGUGUCCAUACUCCCAACUAUUAUCCAACCCCGGCCUACUGCUCUGGCUCAUAUCCGCGUACAGACCCACAAACCAGCGUGGUAUCGUGCUUGGCUAUGGUUUGGACACGUGGCUGAAACAAACCCCGAGAAUAAACUCGACUUUCAGACUUGGAAGGCCAAUGUCCGAGAGAGACGAGGAGCUAGUUGUCAGGAUCUUCUUCCUGGAUUCUGA